UUUCAUUAUUGGGAAUCAGUUGGUUCUCAGCAUUGCUCGUGUGAACAUCUAAAAUACCUGGGAUCGAGGAGGAGUAAUUUGUGAACAAUGAGAAAUGAAGAAAGUGAUACGAUCAGUGCUGAUAACAUUAAUUUAAAUUCAACAGCCACUUUGCAUAGGCAUGAGGAUACGGGUCCACAAGAUGAGUUGACGUGGAAAUUUUGGCAAAAAAGACGGUACAUCUUGGUUUUUAUGGCAUUCCUGGGAUUUAUCAAUGUAUACGCACUGAGAGUCAAUUUAAGUGUUGGGAUUGUAGCGAUGACCGAAGUGAAGAAUGUGACCCUAGAGAACGGAACAGUGGUUGAGCAGGCAGAGUUUGACUGGGAUUCCAAACAGCAGGGUCUCGUUCUCAGUUCCUUCUUCUACGGCUAUAUCUGGACUCCAGUAAUAGGAGGGAUAAUCGCUUCAAAAAUUGGCGGGCACUAUCUGUUUGCGAUGGGAAUCGGGGUCACGGCUCUUCUGACUCUUCUCACACCGCUGGCGGCUGGACUUGAUAUCUAUGUGCUCGUUGCUGUACGAAUUAUUGAGGGACUUUUUGAAGGAGUAACAUUCCCAUGCAUACAUGCUAUCUUCAGUCGCUGGGCUCCUAUUUAUGAACGUUCCCGAAUGGCAAGUUUCGCCUUUGCCGGUAGUUACGUUGGCACGGUGAUAGCCCUACCGCUGUCAGGAGUUUUGGCUGUUAGUUGGGGAUGGGAGAGUGUAUUCUACUUCUUCGGAGCUGUAGGCUGUGCUUGGUGUAUUGCUUGGUUGAUAAUAAUCAAAGCCAGUCCUGAGGCUGACCCGUUCAUCUCAGAAGAAGAGAAAUUGUACAUCAUCCGUAGUGUAGGUUCUAGUGAAAAGAAAAAGAUAAAGCAUCCUUGGAAGGCAAUAUUAACUUCAACUGCGGUUUGGGCUAUUGUUUCAUCACAUUUUGCCGAAAAUUGGGGAUUCUACACUCUUAUGACUCAGCUUCCAACAUUCCUGAAAGAUUCUCUUGGCUUUGAUCUUGGCGAAAGCGGUUUCCUUUCGGGAGUGCCAUAUCUUACUAUGAGUUGUUUGUUGGCUGUCGGUGGAUAUCUGGCUGAUUGGACUCAAGUUAAGGGAUACCUAACCACUAGACAGGUUCGACGGUACUUCAAUUGUACAGCCUUCCUAGGGCAAACAAUCUUCAUGAUGCUGGCUGCGUACCUUCUGCACCCAGCUUGGAGUGUCGUCUCCAUAAGCUUAGCCGUUGGUCUCGGAGCCUUUGCCAUUUGUGGAUAUAUGGUGAAUCCUCUGGACCUGGCACCUAAUCAUGCAUCUGUGAUAUUUGGUUUUUCAAACACAUUUGCUACCAUUCCAGGAAUAGUUAGUCCCCUACUUACAGGAUUUAUUGUAGUCAACAAAAGUGAAAGUGAAUGGCAGAUAGUUUUCUAUAUAACAGCAGCUAUCUAUCUGUUUGGAUGUACGAUAUAUUGGAUUUUUUGCAAAGGAGAACUCCAACCAUGGGCUCAAACAUUUUCGUUGAAUCAACCAAUUGAUUCAUCGAAAACUAGUGUGAAAAAUCCAGAAAAUACCGUGUGAUAUUGUAAAUCAAGUGCGACACUAAUUAGGUUGACUCAAUGACUUAGUGUGAUAAUGUUAAGCUGCAAUUGAGUACUCCAUAAAUUGAUAUGGUUAUCAAAUGUGAAGUACUGCAGAGAUAAAAUUAGACACAUUCCGAUAAAGUCAAUUAGAUUACUAA
Molecule: messenger RNA, 1741 nt
Organism: Phlebotomus papatasi
Lineage: Eukaryota; Metazoa; Arthropoda; Insecta; Diptera; Psychodidae
Product: sialin-like
Exons: 6
Coding region: 88-1581 (497 amino acids)
Biological process (GO): monoatomic anion transport; transmembrane transport
Cellular component (GO): plasma membrane
Molecular function (GO): transmembrane transporter activity
Source: RefSeq, a predicted model, not a curated record